UAGGUGAUGUCUGCUGUGUGAUUUCGCGCGAAAGAGACGCAAUUCCUUGCGCCCGAGAAACGCUGACACAAGUGCACAACCCCGAGUUUAGCGGCCUACUGACUUUGGUGAUUUCAGGUUAAGCUUCAGCCGAACACAAUGGGAAUACAUGGACUCACUAAGCUGAUUGCUGACCAGGCCCCUGGUGCCAUCAAAGAGCAAGACAUCAAGAACUACUUUGGCAGGAAAAUUGCUAUAGAUGCCUCUAUGUGUCUCUACCAGUUCCUGAUUGCAGUGCGACAGGACGGUAACGUUCUGCAGAAUGAGGAUGGCGAGACGACGAGCCACCUGAUGGGAAUGUUCUACCGCACGAUCCGAAUGCUGGAACAUGGCAUCAAACCUGUGUACGUCUUUGACGGCAAGCCCCCACAGCUCAAGUCAGCAGAGCUGGAGAAGAGAGGGGAGAAGAGGGCAGAAGCUGAGAAGAUGCUUGCUCAAGCUCAGGAACUGGGGGAACAAGAGAAUAUUGACAAAUUCUCCAAGCGUCUGGUAAAAGUCACCAAGCAGCACAACGAUGAGUGCAAGAAGCUGCUGACCCUGAUGGGAGUGCCCUACAUUGAGGCUCCAUGUGAGGCCGAGGCCACCUGUGCCGCUCUGGUUAAAGCAGGGAAGGUCUUUGCCACAGCAACGGAGGACAUGGAUGGACUGACCUUUGGGACAAAUGUCCUGCUCAGACACCUCACCGCCAGUGAAGCAAAGAAACUUCCCAUCCAAGAGUUUCACUACAGUCGCAUCCUGCAGGACAUUGGCCUGACCAAUGAACAGUUCAUAGACCUGUGUAUUCUGCUGGGCUGCGACUACUGCGGCACCAUCAAGGGAAUUGGGCCCAAGAGAGCCAUCGACCUGAUCAAACAACAUGGCAGCAUUGAGGAGAUCCUAGAAAACAUUGACUCCAGCAAGCACCCUGCUCCAGAGGACUGGCUGUACAAAGAGGCCAGGGGUUUGUUUCUGAAGGCAGAAGUGGUGGAUUGUUCCACAGUGGACUUGAAGUGGAGUGAGCCGGAUGAGGAGGGACUGAUUCAGUUCAUGUGUAACGAGAAACAAUUCAGUGAGGACAGGAUGCGUAACGGCUGUAAGAAGAUUUUAAAGAGCCGACAGGGCAGCACACAGGGACGACUGGACUCUUUCUUCUCCAUCACUGGAUCGCUGUCCUCCAAACGCAAGGAACCUGAGCUUAAAGGAUCAGCGAAAAAGAAGCAGAAGACAGGAGCCACGCCGGGCAAAUUCAAGAAGGGAAAAUAGAUUGUACAUAGGACUCCUUCUUUAUUUUGGGAAGUAAAUAUAAGCAACAACUAUUAAAUAAAGAGCAUUAAAAAAGAAAAUAGAGCUCCAAGUGACGCAAGAAGAAGCUGCAACACAAUGAGAGGUUGUGUGUUAUGAUUAGUUCAGCUGAACAACUGUUUUUUUGCAAGACCAAACAUGGUGUUAUUAAUUGUUGAAAAGGCAAUUAUGUGUGUUUUAUUAAAGUGUGUGUUCUGUUAUUGAAUAAAAGUUCUGAAGUCUUUU
Molecule: messenger RNA, 1545 nt
Organism: Anoplopoma fimbria (sablefish)
Lineage: Eukaryota; Metazoa; Chordata; Actinopteri; Perciformes; Anoplopomatidae
Gene: fen1
Product: flap structure-specific endonuclease 1
Exons: 12
Coding region: 139-1281 (380 amino acids)
Cellular component (GO): nucleus
Molecular function (GO): DNA binding; 5'-3' exonuclease activity; RNA-DNA hybrid ribonuclease activity
Source: RefSeq, a predicted model, not a curated record